GGAAAACACAGCUGCACGUGAUACACGACAAAACAUCCAGUGUACGGACUAUACCGGCAUUUUACGGAUGCCAUCCGGUUGCGCAAAAUACAGCCGCGGUACAAACCGGAAAUGGUCACUUCGGACGCGCAAACGGGAAAUGAGGCUUACGGAUUAUCAACUUCCAUAACUGUCCUAUUAAUCUAAAAAUAAGUUUGUUCGGUGAUCAUAUUAUAAAAAGCGACCUCGGCGGAGAACUGCAAAUUUUCAGUUCAUUUUGAUUUUUUUGGCGGUUCCGAUCGAGUCACUAGCUUUCUUCAAUACAAAAUGUCUCCUUUUUCAGUAUGUUUGUUUGCGAUAAUGGUUGGGCAUGCGUUGUGCACAUCCUUUCCCAAAUGUACCUUCCUCUUUGAAGGCGGCACGUGUGACUGUUCCGGUCGACCGCAGAACAUGAUGGACUGGAAUCUCCUGCUAAAGAACACUUUUCCCAACACUACCAUGAUUAAUUUUGACAGCACCGGACUGACGCAUCUGCCGGAUUCCAAGGGCAUCGCACUGGCAUUUCCAAAAUUAGAAACGAUCAUUGUGGAUUACAAAAUGGAUUGCUUAUACUUGCGCUUAUGGAUCAAGGAAUUCCAGUGUAAUCCCAAGCGGACCAUCAGCAUCGUAUCGCAGUACUGCUCCGACCUGACCACCAAUCCCAUCUGCCCGGCGCCGGCAGCAGCCGUCCCAGACCCCAGUCCGAAAGAUAUCCUACCCACUACCACUGAUAACGGCAAGUGCAAGAAGCCACCGUGUAAAGAAGAUAAGCCACACACCAUUGACCUUUCCAAGUCGCUUCUCACGGUGCCCGUGCGUAACUUCCAGACCCGCAUCUUCAAGGAUACCGCUGACGAUAAGAGCGAUCAGUACUAUCACACCACUGCUUGCACCCUCUACCCAAACUCCUCCCAGAUCUUGCUCAACAACGACACCCACGAGCACUUUGUCCUCAUCGUCCUGCGCUUAUGGGACACCGAUUACCUACAAACCGUGCAACGGCUGCUGUCCGAAAAACUCCAGCAGAACAUCACCAACAUCCAGCUUAUUCCGUUUCACAGUCUACGGGUGUUCUUUGUGGACAAUCCCUACUCGUUCCAAGUGAUGGACCAAUGGGUGACGAUCAUCGAUAAACCAGCGGAAAUUUUAAUUCAGCUGAUAUGUAAUAGUGUCAGUCAUUGUCAGUAUAUAAAGUCCUUCGUCUACGCACAUCCGGUAUAUUUCGCAUCGACCCUGGGUGUGACCUUUUCCUUAAGUAAACCCUCCCGGACGAAAACGACGGUGAGCGUCCUACGGGAACACCUCUGGACGUCGCGUCUGUACGAAACCGUAGUGCAGCGUCACGGCCACGCCUCCAAAGUGUGCAUGCAGGAACAGGACAUCCGGCAGAUCCUCCACGAAGCCCUCCAGAACGCUCUGGACGCCACGCUCCCCGACGACGAAUUCGUCAGUGAAGACCAGAUGUUCGCGUUGGUCGGAGACCUCUUCCGCAGCCUCCGCCCCAAAGUAACCAACACCCGGAAUUUCAACGAGGAAGCCUGGAAGGGCGUCUUCUGGAAGGACGAGCACAACCGGCCGGAUGAGAAAUUCCAGUCUAUGCUCAGCGCGCUGGGACCGCAGAGUAAACUGGGACAGGCGCUGAAGAACAUGUUCCGCCACGGAACCGAUUUCACCGGACUGGAUACACUGAAAAUCACCACGGAUACACAGUCACAGAUGGACCUGAACUCGGUGGUCUUCCAGAUGAAGGAGACGCCCAGUGGGCUGCUGAACUGGAAUGGCCAUGCGUUCGUGACGAAGCCGGUGACGCUGUACUGUCUGAAUCUGACGGUGUGGCAGAAUCAGACGGUGGUGGGGAACGUGACGGUGGUCAGUCGGCCUAAGUACGGGGAUCUGUCGGGCACGGUGAAUGUGCUGCCCAUGGUGUAUAAGCCGGAGGAGGGUAAGCAUGAUGCGUAUAAGGUGAAGAAAGAGAAAGACCACGAUGCCGGUCAGUCGGGUAGUAAUCCGGUGCCGUCGUUGGCACCCUGGAGUCGGUAUUCAUGAGUGUCCAUAGACUGUUUUAAUUUUGCGUAGUUAAUGUAUGUUCCUGUGCAUUUUGGCUGACCGAAAGUUGUUAGUCAUAAGGUUUUCAGUGUGAAUAAUUUCAACCUUGAUCUUUGCGCUUGCACUUUUUGGGUCUGUAAAUCUUUUUUUACUGUUGUAUUUUGCAUUAAAAAUGUGAUGUGUUUAGUUGA
Paramacrobiotus metropolitanus is the source of this 2255-nucleotide messenger RNA. RefSeq lists its product as uncharacterized. The transcript is spliced from 3 exons. Bases 307 to 2064 code for a protein of 585 amino acids. NCBI's taxonomy places the organism in Eukaryota, Metazoa, Tardigrada, Eutardigrada, Parachela, Macrobiotidae. The record is from RefSeq and is a predicted model, not a curated record.